Messenger RNA from Aspergillus saccharolyticus JOP 1030-1, 2199 nucleotides. RefSeq names its product alpha,alpha-trehalase. Gene Ontology annotation, biological process: trehalose catabolic process. The transcript is spliced from 5 exons. The record is from RefSeq and is a predicted model, not a curated record. NCBI's taxonomy places the organism in Eukaryota, Fungi, Ascomycota, Eurotiomycetes, Eurotiales, Aspergillaceae. Gene Ontology annotation, cellular component: cytoplasm. Gene Ontology annotation, molecular function: calcium ion binding; alpha,alpha-trehalase activity. Bases 1 to 2199 code for a protein of 732 amino acids.
AUGAUGAGCUCGUCAAGUACCCAACACCGUCGAAACCAGUCGCUUGAUCCAUUUUCAGAUCCCGAUGUCUAUUAUGGAGGCGAAGAUGGCACCGCGCGCAUCCGGGAUCGCAAGCGAGCAUUCUCAUCGACUCUGAAGUCCUUCAAUCGAGAGGACAUUCAAGAAUUUCUGGGAGGCGGUUUUCCUGCCAGAAGAGCCAGUCACGAUGAGACUCCUGCAAACCCACGCAAAUUCCUUAUUGAUGUUGACAAAACACUGCACGAUCUCCUGGAGCGGGAGGACACGGAUCGCAACAUGCAGAUUACGAUCGAAGACGUUGGCCCAAAGGUAUUCUCUGUAGGAACGGCUGCAUCGUCGGGAUACAACAGAUUCGACUUGCGAGGCACAUACAUGCUAUCCAACCUACUUCAGGAACUCACAAUUGCACAGGACUACGGUCGCAAGACCAUUGUUCUGGAUGAGGCUCGUCUGAGCGAGAACCCAGUCUCUCGUCUCUCUCGUCUGAUCAAGAACUCGUUCUGGACGGCCCUGACCCGGCGGAUCGAUGGUUCAAACAUCGCAGAAGCUGGCAAAGACCCCAAAGAUUGGACUGAUGACCCCAGGCCUCGGAUCUACAUCCCCGUGGGGGCUCCCGAGCAGUAUGAAUAUUACAAGAAGAUUGCAGAAGAUUACCCCGAGCUACGCUUGGACGUUGUGAUGUUGGAGGCCGACAUUACACCGGAUUAUGUGAAGGAUCUAAACAGCAAACCUGGAAUGUUGGCCCUGGCGAUGGACAAGAAGGUCGACGAGGCCACCGGAAAGACGGAGUACACUGGUGUUCCCUUCGUCGUGCCUGGAGGCAGAUUUAAUGAGUUGUACGGCUGGGAUAGUUAUAUGAUCUCGCUCGGUCUACUGGUCAGCAACAGGGUUGAUCUAGCCAAGGCUAUGGUGAUCAACUUUUGUUUCUGUAUUAAGCAUUACGCGAAGAUUCUGAAUGCUAACCGAUCCUACUAUCUCAUGCGCUCUCAGCCACCGUUCCUGACCGAUAUGGCUCUGCGUGUGUACGAGCGGAUCAAGAACGAACCCGAUGCCAUGGAUUUCCUGCGGAGCGCCACUCUGGCCGCCAUCAAGGAAUACUACAGCGUGUGGACGGCGGAGCCGCGGUUUGACCCGGUGUCUGGUCUCUCCAGGUAUCGUCCCCAAGGUAGUGGUGUGCCGCCCGAGACCGAGCCGACUCAUUUCUAUCACAUUCUCACCCCCUACGCCGAGAAGCAUGGAAUGUCUUUCGACGAAUUCGUGCAGGCCUACAACGAACGGAAGGUAUUGGAGCCGGAGCUUGACGAGUAUUUCCUGCACGAUCGAGCCGUCCGAGAGUCCGGACACGAUACCAGCUACCGUCUGGAAAAAGUCUGUGCCAAUUUGGCAACAGUCGAUCUCAACUCGUUGUUGUACAAGUAUGAGGUGGACAUUGCGCGGAUUAUCCGCACCUAUUUCAAGGACAAGUUGGAAAUCCCACCUGAGUUCCGGACGGAGGCCACCAAAGACAUGGCCUUCGAGUCUUCGUCCGUGUGGGACCGUCGCGCACGACGCAGAAAGAUGCGCAUGGAUACCUAUCUCUGGGACGAGGAGAAAGGCAUGUACUUUGACUAUGACACGGUCAAGCAAGAGCGGACGAACUACGAAAGUGCUACCACCUAUUGGGCGAUGUGGGCUGGCCUUGCUACACCACAGCAAGCAUCUCAAAUGGUCAAAGCCCUUCAUCGAUUCGAAGCAUAUGGUGGUCUGGUAUCUGGGACUGAAGAGUCGCGGGGUGUCAUCGGAUUGGAUCGUCCGAACCGGCAGUGGGACUACCCCUAUGGCUGGGCGCCACAGCAGAUGCUUGCUUGGACGGGCCUAAUCCGGUAUGGGUACCAAGAUGAGGCGGAACGACUGACCUACAAGUGGCUGUACAUGAUCACCAAGGCGUUUGUGGAUUUCAACGGAGUGGUGGUCGAGAAAUACGAUGUCACUCGGCCCAUUGACCCACAUCGAGUGGAUGCCGAAUACGGCAAUCAGGGCGUGGAUUUCAAGGGGGCUCCCCGUGAAGGAUUCGGUUGGGUUAAUGCCAGUUACGUCUACGGACUGGAGAUUCUCAACGCCCAUCAACGACGUGCUUUGGGAGCCAUUACCCCUUAUGAGACGUACAACAAGGCGAUCACCGUGCAAGACGAAGUGCUGUAA